Molecule: messenger RNA, 555 nt
Organism: Mycena citricolor
Lineage: Eukaryota; Fungi; Basidiomycota; Agaricomycetes; Agaricales; Mycenaceae
Source: the annotation of a GenBank genome assembly
AUGCUAUUUCUGCUCAACGAGCGUAUACCCUGGCCACGGUACCGCUCUUUCCCAGCUUCCCGAACACUCGCUGACAUUUCGCAAGGGAGCGCAUUCGUCCGCAAUGAUGCCAAAGUAUUCCGAUUUUGCACAUCCAAAUGUCACAAGAACUUCAAAAUGAAACGCAACCCUCGUAAAGUCCGAUGGACGAAGGCGUUCCGGAAAGCUGCGGGCAAGGAGAUGACGAUCGACUCGACGUUCGAGUUCGAGAAACGCAGAAACAUCCCCGUGCGCUACGAUCGCGAGUUGGUGCAGACAACGCUCAAGGCCAUGAAACGUGUGGGCGAGAUCAGAAAACGGAGGGAACUGGCGUUCUGGAGAAACAGGAUGUCGGUCAGCCGCGAAAAAAACCGCGCGCACCGCAAAAAGGCGCUGGAGGCUGCCAAGCUGUCCGCCGGCAAACUCGUGCAGCCGACGAUGAGCACCGAAGUCCGGGAAAAGGUCAAGGUGGUCGCCAAAUCGCGGAGCGCACUCAUACAAGGCGAGGGCCGGUCGAUGGGAAUGGACAUCGACUAA